Molecule: messenger RNA, 1548 nt
Organism: Saimiri boliviensis boliviensis (Bolivian squirrel monkey)
Lineage: Eukaryota; Metazoa; Chordata; Mammalia; Primates; Cebidae
Gene: RAB20
Product: RAB20, member RAS oncogene family
Molecular function (GO): GTP binding; GTPase activity
Source: RefSeq, a predicted model, not a curated record
GGGGCGGGGGCGGGAGCCGGGUGGAGCCGCCGCGGGCCGGGCCCCCUUCGCGGGCGCGGGGCUCAGUCCCCAGCUCCUGCCCGGGCGCACACACGCGCUUCCUCUCCUGCGCUCCUGGGCGUCCGGAGGCGAAGGUCCCGCAGCGUCCCCGGGAAUCCGGGUCCCCGCGAGUCCGGGCUCCGCUCCUCCAGCCGCGCCCGGAGCGCACCAGCAGGCCAGCCUCGGGCAAAGCGCGCGGGGCGCCGCGGGGGUCCUGCGGGAAGAUGCGGAAGCCGGACAGCAAGAUCGUGCUGCUGGGGGACAUGAACGUGGGGAAGACGUCGCUGCUGCAGCGGUACAUGGAGCGGCGCUUCCCGGACACGGUCAGCACGGUGGGCGGCGCCUUCUACCUGAAGCAGUGGCGCUCCUACAACAUCUCCAUCUGGGACACGGCAGGGCGGGAGCAGUUCCACGGCCUGGGCUCCAUGUACUGCCGGGGAGCGGCUGCCAUCAUCCUCACCUACGAUGUGAAUCACCCACAGAGCCUGGUGGAGCUGGAGGAUCGCUUCCUGGGCCUGACAGAAACAGCCAGCAAAGACUGCCUGUUCGCCAUCGUGGGCAACAAAGUGGACCUCACUGAGGAGGGGCCCUCGGAGGGCCAGGAGAAGGGAGAGUGCAGCCCCAAUUUGGACGGCGGGGGCUGUGUCUCCCCCAGGGUGCCUAAGCAGGUGCAUCUGGAGGACGCGGUGGCCCUUUAUAAAAAGAUCCUGAAGUACAAGAUGCUGGAUGAGCAGGACAUGCCGGCCGCUGAGCAGAUGUGCUUUGAGACCAGUGCCAAGACGGGCUACAAUGUGGACCUCCUGUUUGAGACCCUGUUUGACCUGGUGGUGCCAAUGAUCUUACGGCAGAGAGCUGAGAGGCCGUCACACACGGUGGACAUAUCCAGCCAUAAGCCACCCAAGAGGACCAGAUCUGGGUGUUGUGCCUGACUUUCAAGGGCCCCCCAGACUCAGACUGUGCGUGUGGAAAGGGGUCUGAGCAGGCAAGCCGUUGUCUGAAAGGGACAAGGAACCCCGGAGAAUUAUUUUGCAGAACAACACACUCAGUAGAACAGAGUGGAAAUGGCAGCUCGGCCUGAAGAAGAGGAGGUCAACGUGUGUGGUCUCAGUCUCUAUCCGAGGGCUGGGGAGGUGGGGAAUGGGAAUCCUCUGUAAAGCCCAAUCUGCAGAGCCGAGACCCCUGGCACUCUCUGCCCUGCUGCCCGGCACUGGUCCUUCUCAGCCAGCCUCGCACGGCCCCCUCCCUCUCGCACAGGCAGAAGAGAAGCCCGCCUCUGACCCUUUCAGCGCCCCGGGCUGUUACCACAUCCUACAACUUCACGUGGCUUGUUCUCAAGCGCUUCUCUUCACUGUGAGUUCUCUUUGGUUCUCCCACUUGGUACUUGUAUCUUGAUGCUUUAUAAUCCUGACUCUCGACAUGUUAAUUUAUACAAAUCAGGAAUAACUGUUUUAUGCUGAUUGCAGCAAUGUGGGCUACAUGUAUUAUUAAAGAGGAUUUUGGGAAAACCUU